Molecule: messenger RNA, 2596 nt
Organism: Cornus florida
Lineage: Eukaryota; Viridiplantae; Streptophyta; Magnoliopsida; Cornales; Cornaceae
Product: calmodulin-binding receptor kinase CaMRLK
Exons: 2
Coding region: 234-2231 (665 amino acids)
Biological process (GO): protein phosphorylation
Molecular function (GO): protein kinase activity; protein binding; ATP binding
Source: RefSeq, a predicted model, not a curated record
ACUCUUCCUUCAAUGCGUUGCUUUUGUUCUCUCUGUAUCAUUGAGGACGCAAAAGGUACCCGGAUUUGAAAAAGCUCUCUCUCUCUCUCUCUCCGUCCUUCUCUUCCUUCAAUGCCUUGCUUUUCUCCUCUGUAUCAUUGAAGAGAAAAGUUCCCCGGAUUUGAUAGUUCUCUCUCUCUCAUGGGUCGCCAACAAAGUGAAGCAGCCAGGAGUUGAAGCUCUGAACUCACAAGAUGGAAAUCUUCCUCAAAUUCAUACUCCUCAUCUCUCUUUUCACACUUGUUUCAUGUAAUUCAUGCAACACCGCAGAUCAUUACCUCCUCUCCAGAGCCUUCAGUUCAGUCUCAAACUUCAACUCCUCCUGGUUCAAACCCACCAAUUCCAACUGUCCAAACCCUCCAAUCCGACAAAUCAACCUCUCCUCCAGAAACCUCACUGGUAUUCUCUCGUGGCGGUUCCUCAGAAACAUGUCUCACCUUCAAACCAUCGAUCUCUCCAACAAUUCUCUCAAAGGCUCUGUUCCAGGUUGGUUCUGGUCCAGCCCACCUCUCAUCAGAGUCAAUCUCUCCAAGAAUCAACUCGGAGGGACCAUUGGGUUCGAACCCACUUCAGAUAUGGCUCCAUUUUCAUCGAUUCAAGUCCUCAAUCUUUCUACAAACAGGUUCACUAACUUGGCUCAUCUCUCUGGUUUUCGAAACCUCUCUGUUCUUGACCUCUCCCAUAACAAUCUCAAUAUAUUACCUUCUGGUUUUCCCAACUUAACCAAACUUCAAUACAUUGACAUUUCAAGCUGCAACAUUUCUGGCAAAUCAAAGCCUCUCAAGGUUCUUCACUCACUCAAACAUUUAGAUUUGUCCAACAACCACUUGUUUGGUGAUUUUCCCUCUGAUUUUCCUCCACUUUCUGGGCUGGAGUUUCUGAACAUCUCAUUCAAUAACUUCACAGGCCUAAUCAACCACGACAAGGUCCAAAAAUUUGGUAACUCUUCGUUCAUUCACGCUGGUACUACUUCAAAAAUCCCAAUUUCAGUAAACCCACCACACAAAUCAAUCCAAAAACCCAAACCCAUCAAGAAACAGAGUCAUCGACACAGAUCAAAAACAAAAACUUUAGUUUUGGUUUUGGUUGUAUCAUUAGCAUCAACAUUUGUUGCCAUGGCUACGGUUGUUUCUUUGUACUGCUUGUGUAGAAGAAGAGAGCUGAAAAGGAACAAAUGGGCAAUCUCUAAACCGAUUCAACUACCAUUCAAGAUAGAGAAAUCAGGGCCGUUCAAUUUCGAGACGGAGUCAGGGACGUCCUGGGUGGUGGACAUCAAAGAGCCAAGUUCAGCACCGGUGGUGAUGUUCGAGAAGCCAUUGAUGAACCUGACAUUCAAGGACCUGAUUGCGGCCACGGCACACUUCGGGAGGGAGUCCCUACUGGCGGAGGGCAGGUGUGGGCCCGUGUACAGGGCUGUGCUGCCAGGAGGCCUCCACGUGGCGAUCAAGGUGUUGGAGCAUGCCAGAGACGUUGAUCAUGAUGAAGCUGUGGCGAUGUUUGAAGACCUGUCAGGUCUUAAACACCCCAACCUAUUGCCUGUCUCUGGUUACUGCAUUGCAGGCAAAGAGAAGCUGGUAUUGUACGAGUUUAUGGCCAACGGUGACUUGCAUAGAUGGCUUCACGAGCUCCCCACGGGCAGAACAAACGUGGAGGAUUGGAGCACCGACACGUGGGAGUAUCAGGAUGGAGAAGUUGGACCCCACAUAUCAUCUCCAGAGAUGAUGGAAUGGCGCACGCGCCACCGCAUUGCAGUGGGUAUAGCCCGCGGACUUGCCUAUCUCCACCACGCGCGGUCCAAACCUGUGGUGCACGGCCAUUUGGUUCCCUCCAACAUCCUACUCACCGACAACUUCGAGCCGAGAAUAGUUGAUUUUGGACUGAGUCAACACCGAGAUGGUGGAACUACAGAAGCGGAUGUGUACAAUUUCGGUGUAAUGUUGGUUGAAUUGUUGACCGGCCAACCCGGUUCUGAUGAGACAGUUGGAUGGACGAGGAGGCUGGUGAAAGAGGGAGUCGGAGCGAACACGCUGGACUCGAGACUGAGACUCGGCGAUGACUCAGUGAGCGAGAUGGUGGAGAGCCUCCGAGUUGGGUACUUAUGUACGGCGGAGACUCCUGAGAAACGACCCAACAUGCAACAGGUUGUGGGUUUGCUGAAAGACAUACAUCCCUUAACGGCAGAGUUAAAUUGAGUUGACUCGUCACUUCAAUUUCCAACACUCUCUCCAUUUCCAAUACCACGCAACCUUUGGGCGCGUGUGCACAUGUUUCAGCACGUGAGAAGCACGCGCUAUGGUGUCUGGUUGGGACCAGUCACGUGAGGGUAUAUUUUUUCCUGUGUUGCAGAGUCACGUGAGGUUUCAAUGAGGACCCAUGACUCGUUGUCCAAUUUAAUACGAGUAUUUAUUUCGUUUUGUAAUGUUUUAUGGACAAAAAUAUAAAGAUAAAAGAGGAAAAGAGAAAAAAAAAAAGGUGGACAAGAAUAAGUGGGAUAAGGUAAAGAUUAUGGUGUGUGUGUGUUUUCUUUGAGCCAGAGAAUCUCACUGAUUGUUUGUCU